Molecule: messenger RNA, 2087 nt
Organism: Aquila chrysaetos chrysaetos
Lineage: Eukaryota; Metazoa; Chordata; Aves; Accipitriformes; Accipitridae
Product: carbonic anhydrase 3-like
Exons: 7
Coding region: 206-1003 (265 amino acids)
Cellular component (GO): cytoplasm
Molecular function (GO): carbonate dehydratase activity; zinc ion binding
Source: RefSeq, a predicted model, not a curated record
GCGGGCGGGGCGAGGCGAGGCGAGGCAGCGCGGCUCUCCCCGCCCCCGGCGGUCGGGGCUCUGCUGUCCCUCCCGGCCCGCCGGCGGCGGGGAAGGGCAUGGAGUUGGCGGGAGUCUAUAAAAAGCCGCCGUGAGACGAGGCCGCCGUCCUGCCGGAGCCGCCGGGAGGGGCUGAGGCGCGGCGCCGGGGCGCGGCAGCGACACCAUGAUCAACCCCAGCUACUACCCGUGGGGCUACGACGGCGACAACGGACCUGAUCAGUGGCACAAAAACUACCCGAUUGCCAAAGGACGCCAUCAGUCACCUAUUGAAAUCAAUAACAAAGAAGUGCAUUACGAUCGCUCCCUAUUACCAUGGUUUGCUAGUUAUGAUCCUUGUGCAGCUAAGACCAUCCUCAAUAAUGGGAAGACCUGCAGAGUUGUAUUUGACGAUUCCUUUGAUAGAUCAGUGCUGAGAGGUGGGCCACUUCCAGGAGUCUACAGGCUGCGUCAGCUUCACUUUCAUUGGGGUUCAUCUGAUGACCAUGGCUCUGAGCAUGUUGUGAAUGGAGUGAGAUAUGCAGGAGAGCUACAUUUGUUACACUGGAAUCCCAAAUACAGUAAUUACCUUGAUGCUGUGAGAAGAACUGAUGGAAUAGCUGUUUUGGCCAUAUUUUUGCAAGUAGGGAAAACUCCUAAACCGGAGAUGAAGAGGAUUCUCGAAGAAAUAAAUGCUAUCAAAACAAAGGGGAAAGAAGCUCCUUUCCCAAACUUCGAUCCUUCAGUUCUUUUCCCUAAAUCUCAUGACUACUGGACAUACCAUGGGUCUUUCACUACUCCACCUUGUGAAGAGUGCAUCACCUGGAUUGUUCUUAGAGAGCCUAUCAUAGUCAGCUCAGAUCAGAUGGCGAAGCUCCGCAGCCUAUCCAAGAAUGCUGAGAAUGAACCUGAUCUCCCCCUGGUUGAUAACUGGCGUCCGACUCAGCCUCGAUACUUCAGGAUGGUGAGCGCAUCAUUCCUCUAGGACCUGGCUCAGGUUGGGUGUCCCUGAGUGAGGCAACCUCUAGAACUAAGAGAUGGUUUGGUUUUGUGUCCUCUGUUGCAUUUAGACAGAACUCCAGCUGUAGGGCCGGAGGCUGAAACUUUGAGUCAUGAAAUGUGAAUUUUACUUCCAGAGGAUAACAUUUACGUAGGCAAAUCCUGUCAUAAAAAUGGAAGUAGAGAAUCUGUUUGGCUCUUCAUAACUGCUUUAACAUUAGGUUUUGUUAAUAGUACAAAGGAAGAAAGAAGAUGCUACUAAUAACUACAAAACCAUUUCCUGUUGCACACAAGUCCCUUGAUGCUUGCCUUAUUCCAUGCUAAAGAGGUUGCAGUUAAGAGAAGUAAUUGUUUUCAGCAUAAAACCAUAUUUUUCAGUAGUUGUUUUCAGCUUUAUCCAUAUCCUGCUCUGAGCUGCACCAGUUAAUGCACAAGGCAUUCUUGGAAAUAAAUGAGAGCACUCAUUUGGUAUUUGAUACUCACAUAAAAUAUGAAAGGAUAGAAAAUUGCUUCAUAACCAUUGAUAAAGAUCUAAGCUUUUAACUUCUUAAAACAACGGACAGGUGAAACAGAGGUCUGAUCUGAAAAUUGUAUUCACCAAGUAAUACGUAGUUAAAACUAUGGAAUGGGAGAAGAGCUGUUUCUGUUUGUGUCACAACUGGUUGUCCAUAUUAAAAGACUAAUUUGCAUUUUAAUGUUAUAGCAAUCAAAGUGACAUGGAUUUUGAGAACUUGGUCUUCGUAUCCUGAAUAUAUCUUUUCUCCAUGUAUGCAAGUGGCUUUUCUGUGUAAAAAGAGUGUUAAGAUAGCAGGAGUUCUUAAAUCUUUUUAGUGUUUUUUUGAGGCAGAUUCUCACUUCAUGUACAAAUAUAAUUGAUCCUGCUGUCAAUGAGAUUUGUGCAUAAAUAUCUGAAACCACUGUUUGACUUGCCUGAUCAAAGUGCAGUUGACCAGGGAGCUCUUGUCUCUUGUUCUGCCAUAAAGAACAAUGAAACAAGAUUGUAAGCCUAUACUUGAAGUAACAGUAUUUCUUCAUUAAAAAAUCCAACAAUAAUAAAUACAUUUACUUAA